AUGUUCUCGAAUGGAGAAUGGCAGCCUCCAAAUGAACGACGGGUACCGGAAACUGAGAUUGAGACAGACGAUAUUCAUAGCAUGUUAUCUGUCUCUGCUUUGGGAAAACCGAGCAGGAUGUCUUUCAUUUCGGCCUCCAAUCGUCACCAAAAUUACGGGGAAGAUGCUCCUAAGCUAGCACGACAACUCUCAACUGGUCCUCCACCCAGUUAUGCAUCUUCAAUCAAUUCGGUAGUAGCUCGUUCGACAAUACCUACGACCGAAAUUUGGGCACUGUCAUCUGCUUCAGGAUCUCGGACGCCACCCAAUUUCAAACCAGAGACCAGUACGUCCAUUCAACAGUCGGAUAUAGAGGAAAGAGAGGCUGGGCGACCAGUUCAAAUACCUCAAUCCUCCGACCAAUUUGACAUUUACAGUAUUGAUCCUCCACCAAUUGAAUUGCAUGGUAGGCACUUGAGAAAUGGACGUGGUCAAUGGCGUGGAUCUCGGUACACAUGUUACUGUGGGAAGGAGUUCCCUGGAAUUUUGCGAUCUAUCGAACGCCAUCAAGAGUCUUGUCCAGAGGCUUUUUACCUGCUGCGUCCGACUAAAUGGUUCAAAUGCGAAUUCCCUCAAUGUAGCAAGAGUUAUGCCGGUCUAGAUAAUUUGCUCGUGAGUUAAUAUAAACAGAUCCUCGUCUAUUGAAUUGUCGAAAAGGGAUAUACUAAAAGACUGGCAGGUCCACAAAGGGAGUCAGGGGCAUAUGACAGGUCUUGUGGAACUUGAUAGUAAGGACAUGAAUUAUGACGACAGAAGCAGCAUAUAUGCCCCCGAUAAUACUCUAGAGCCUUUAAACAACUUCGCAGCGUCUGAGAUGUUUAAAUGCGAUUUUCCUAAGUGUGGCAACAGUUACACCCGUCCUGACAGCUUACUCGUAAGUCAUCAUAAGCAAUAUCCAGUUCUAUCUCUACUAUCCCUGACGGGAGAUAAGACACUCAUGUAUCGACAGGCACACAAACGAAUCAAGAAGCACGAUAGUGUAGUUACUUCUGACCUUGAAAAUAUCUCUACUAGUCCAAAGGAGAAGAUUCACGACAGAGCAAACGGUUUAUAUGCAGCUGGUGAUAUUCCCCCUUACUCAAACCGUCCUAUGGCUACGGAGAACAAUAUGAGUAAUUUGUGGAGGAGGAGCGCACGUAGUACCAUGUUACUUUAUUCAACGCAGAGUAUUUUCUCACAGGCAUCUGCGAUCGCUACCUCUGAUGCUUCAUCAAUCCCGCAAACCCCAGAAAACUUGAUAGAACGAUUGGUUUCAUUACUUCUUAACGAUGCAAUCAUUCAUUCACUGUGCUCGAAAGCACUCGAAAGUAUCGUUCGAGAACGGUUCGAGAGAAACUUAAAGAAAUUACUGAAGAACUUUGCUAUAAGUCUGCGCCGAGAAGCAGAGUCCGAGGAUCAGCGUAAUACCGCUCGCUUCGUAUUACACAGAGCAACAAAUUCUGCGCAUCUGAUUUGCAAUCAACUCAAACAAUCUCGUGAGGCUAAGAAGCUUUUCGUAGAGGAAGAGGGCGGACAGGCUGAAGAAUUUACGGAAGACAGCCACUCAGAUGAUUCAGAGACUUUUGAUACGCUCCAAUAUCUGGACGAUUUCAUCAGAGAAUCGCGAGCAAUCGAUGCCUUGCGAAACGAUUUGAGAGAUUUUGUGGAACAAAACGCUCCCGAAGUAGCCUCCAAUCAUAAGAGACCACCUUUUGCUGCCGAUCCGAACCCAAAUACGACACAGGAUGAAGCAGAGUUGAAGGAGGUUGAUCUUUCGUUAAAAGAAGUGCGAAAGGGGUUUUAUAUCGAGAAGUAUCACACAGUGGUCAACAAGGGAGUUUCAGUGUGGCGAAUAUUAGCUCAUUUUACGGUCGAAACUACUGUCUGGACAUGGGGAGUUGCUUCUCUCAACUUCCCCUUUCAAUGUCUCCAGGACUUUCUAUCCGAGGGCUCGCAAACGAUCUCCCUCAAGUUAAAGCUUGCAAGACCACCUUUUGAACCUGGUAAAAAGAGAAUAGAAUGGCGUUGCGUAAGGCUCUCCUUCCUCGGAAUUGACAGUCACUAACAGAUAGUAGAAAUGUGGACAUUUGCUUUACGAUGAUUUUAUUGAAAUGAGCCCCGGCGCUGCUGAAAGGUUUCGACGCCAGAAAACAAUUCAAAAUACCCAGCCAAGUUCCAGCUCUUCAAGGACAAAUAGCACUGUAGGUAUAUUUUCAUGGAUGUCUGCAACCAUACGGCCAAUUAUGAGCCCGGCAAAGCAGAAUCCCGGCUUAACUCUUCCACUGCAUGAAAGAGGUCACACUUCUCCAAACACCGGCAACGUGGGUACAUCAAAUCAGCAACCUAGUCCCCCUAUCGCUUUGUUAUAUUUACUCCUCUGCUAUAAUGAAGGGCGCUACGCCACAUGCCUGCUACAGAUUGACCUCACAAGUAAAGGAGCCGAAUGCGAUAAAUCUCUCUUCAGACUUCUUCGAUCCAUUUACCAUGACAUGAGGGGAAAGAUUAUCUCUCGAUUGUCGCUCCGCAAUCUUCAAAGUAUCAAAUUUGUCUCAUUCGAACUGUUUGGGAAGGAACUCGUCAACCUACGGAAACAAGACGACAUACCUCCUCCUGAUCACACAGAAUAUCAUUAUCAACCCGCACCACCAGAGUUGAUACCUCCCGUGGGCGAAAACUGUUUUAUGCAUUUGUUUGAGCACCCUGAGGAAGGUGAAAAUGUAUCAUUCUGCCUGGACCGGUUCCCAAAGAAAUUGCAUGAGAAGCUAUUGUGUCGAGGCGGAGGGACUAAUGCAGGAUGGGGGUUACAAUUUGUGGAAGGCUGGAAUAUGAGGAAGGUUUUUGGCUCCGUGUUCUUCCUUUUCGAAAUUGGGAGUCUGCUGAUUGCUAUUCUAUAUACUGUGUACGAGCAUAGUAUUCAAGAUGCUUUUUCCAUGGCGAGCUAUAUGAUGGCGAUGGCUACAAUGGGUAUAGGUACCUUACAGGCUUUUAUUAACAGCUGA
Messenger RNA from Hymenoscyphus albidus, 3017 nucleotides. The record is from the annotation of a GenBank genome assembly. NCBI's taxonomy places the organism in Eukaryota, Fungi, Ascomycota, Leotiomycetes, Helotiales, Helotiaceae.